This is a messenger RNA of Recurvomyces mirabilis, 3828 nucleotides long. RefSeq lists its product as uncharacterized. Gene Ontology annotation, biological process: carbohydrate metabolic process. NCBI's taxonomy places the organism in Eukaryota, Fungi, Ascomycota, Dothideomycetes, Mycosphaerellales, Teratosphaeriaceae. The transcript has 2 exons. Bases 1 to 3828 code for a protein of 1275 amino acids. Gene Ontology annotation, molecular function: hexosyltransferase activity; UDP-glycosyltransferase activity. The record is from RefSeq and is a predicted model, not a curated record.
AUGUCUCAACCACAGGGCAAAAAGCAAGCAGACAGAGAGGCGGAGGGAGAGCCCGAGCAAAGGAUCCCCAUCACAAUGCUGGACCAAGCGGCCGCGGCAUCCAACAGCGAGAGCCACAACCUCAACCCCACCGAACGCCGACACAUGGGCCAAGACGUGCCCAUCAUACAAGAGCCGUCCGGUCCCGAAUCACCACAACAAGACCGCCCACCACCACCAGCCUACGGUGGAAUCCUGGGCGAACUAACCAACACCCAAGAUGGCCUCGGCACCGACGCCAAAGUCGGCGAUGACGGCCGAGUCAAUAUCCGCAUUGAUCAGAAGAGCGGGAGUCUCUCCAAUAUGCUUGUUCCGGUGUUGAAGAAGCAACAGGAUGGGAUUGAUCAUGAAGAAGAACCGCCACCGCCUUAUAUUCCUCCUAGUCUUGGUGGGGAUGAAGAGGAGCCGCCGCCACCGCCGUUGAAUGUCGUGAUCCAGAUCGUGGGUAGUAGAGGUGAUGUCCAGCCUUUUGUUGCUUUGGGAAAAGUGCUAAAGUCGACGUAUGGACAUCGUGUCAGAUUGGCUACACAUCCGGUAUUCAAGGACUUCGUGCUAGAGAAUGGACUGGAAUUCUUCAGUAUCGGUGGCGAUCCAUCACAGCUUAUGGCAUUCAUGGUGAAGAAUCCGGGACUCAUGCCCUCCUUUGACGCUCUUAGAGGUGGUGAUGUGGGGAAGAGGAGGAAGGAGGUGGGAGAAUAUCUUAACGGGUGCUGGAGAUCUUGCUACGAGGCUGGAGACGGCCUAGGCCCACAGGCGAACGACAACACGGUCGAGGAUUGGAAUGUGCAGAAUCCGAAGAGGAGUGGUUUGCCGGAUCCAUCGGAUGAGACGGAGAAGCCGUUUGUGGCAGAUUGCAUUAUUGCUAAUCCGCCUUCGUUUGCUCAUGUGCAUAUUGCGGAGAAGAUGGGCAUCCCACUCCACAUAAUGUUCACAAUGCCCUAUAGCCCAACCCAGGCUUUCCCUCACCCCCUAGCCAAUAUCCAGUCCUCCAACGCCGACCCAAAUCUUACAAACUACAUCUCCUACGCCCUGAUAGAUAUGCUCACCUGGCAAGGUCUCGGCGACAUCAUCAACCGGUUCCGACAGAAAAGCCUUGGUCUCGAACCGAUCAGUCUGGUCUGGGCACCUGGCAUGAUGCAACGCCUGAAGAUCCCUCACACCUACUGCUGGUCACCUAGUCUGAUCCCGAAACCCAAAGACUGGGGCCAACAAGUCAGUAUUAGCGGGUUCUUCUUCCUCAACCUCGCCUCGAACUACACCCCAGAUGCGGAUUUGAAAGCUUUUCUGGACGCCGGACCGCCACCUGUGUAUAUCGGCUUCGGAAGUAUUGUCCUGGAUGACCCCAAUGGUAUGACCAAGCUCCUCUUCGACGCUGUUCGCAAAACAGGUCAGAGGGCUCUUGUAAGUAAGGGCUGGGGCGGCAUGGGUGCCGACGAACUCGGCAAACCCGACGGCGUCUUCAUGCUAGGUAAUUGUCCCCACGAUUGGCUCUUCCAACGCGUAUCUUGCGUCGUGCACCACGGCGGGGCCGGGACAACAGCUGCGGGCAUUACGGCCGGAAGACCUACUGUAGUAGUACCAUUCUUCGGCGAUCAGCCCUUUUGGGGCGCAAUGGUGGCGAGAGCUGGUGCUGGGCCGAAUCCGAUACAUAGUAAAGAGUUGACUGCCGAAAAGUUGGCGGAGGCUAUAGAGGUGUGUUUGAAGCCGGAAAGUCAGGAACGAGCAAAGGAGUAUGCGAAGAGUAUCUCGCACGAGAACGGCUCGCAAGUCGGUGCCCAAGCCUUCCACCAAUUCCUCUCCGUCGACUCAAUGCGAUGUAACCUCUCCCCCGCCCGCGCAGCGGUGUGGCGAUUAAAGCGGACACAGGUCCGAUUAAGCGCUAUGGCGGCUUGUACGCUCGCGAACGAAGGACUCCUCGACUUCAACGAUCUGAAGUUGUUUCGACCACGAGAGUACGAGACGGACGAUGGGCCUUGGGAUCCGAUCACCGGUGGUGCGACGGCGCUGGUGGGGACCAUGAGUACGAUGAUGAUGGGGAUGGCGGAUAUGCCUAUUGAUACUUUGAAAGCGUUGAAGAUCCAUCCUGAGGCGGUGAAGAAGAAGAAGAAGAGGGAUACGGAUGGUGAAGGCGAGGACACCAGUUCCGAGGGUGCAGACAGCGCGUCGCAGGCUCGAGGGUUGAUUGGAGACACCGGCGGGAGCAGUAGUGGUGGAAGCAAUACCCCGGCAACGAGCAGGACGAACUCGACCUUCAAUUAUCAGGAGAGUAUGGCAAAGUUGCAGCAGCAGAGUUCGCCGCUAUCGCCUGGUUUGGACAAAAUGCCGGCUUCCAUGGCAGACGCACUACGAGGACAGCUAUCCAGCUCUUCAAAACCGCGCUCCCGCUCACGCAGUCGCUCAAACAGCCGCACUCCAACCACCACCUCCAACAACAGCCAGCAACCCAAGACAGGCAGCGGCGAGAACCCACUCGAAACAGCCAUCGACACAGGAAAAGGCAUCCGCAAAAUUGUCGGCGCCGGCUUCAGCAGCCCCAUGGACUUCACCAUGAACUUGACAAAGGGCUUCCACAACGCCCCCAAACUCUACGGCGACGAUACAGUGCGCAAAGCCGACCAAGUUACCGACUUCAAAUCCGGCGUCAAGGCUGCGACCAAAGAAUUCGGGUACGGGAUGUUUGACGGGAUCACGGGGCUCGUCUCGCAACCCUUACGCGGCGCACAAAAGGAAGGCGUGAGCGGUUUCGUUAAGGGUGUAGGGAAAGGAAUCGGCGGCGUAGUCCUCAAGCCCGGCGCCGCGGUCUUCGGAAUCCCGGGAUAUACCAUGAAAGGCGUCUACAAAGAAAUGCAAGCGCGCUUCGGCAGUUCCGUGCAGAAUUACAUUAUCGCGGCUCGUACAGCGCAGGGUUUUGAUGAGUGGCAGAGUGCUUCGGAGGAGGAGAGGGCGGAUGUGGUGAGGAGGUGGCAGGUGCUGAAGCGGGAUCUGAAGAAGAAGCGGAAUCCGGAUGAGAUGGUCAGGGAUGUGUUGGAAGAGCAGAGGAGGCGGAAGGGGGAGAUGUUGAGGGGGAUGAGGGAGAAGGGGUUGGAGGGGUUGAGUCGCAGUCGGGCGAGUAGUUUUAGUCGGAGGCAGGCAAAUGCGGUGGCGCAGGGCGGUGAUCCUGAGGCUGCUAUGUUGCAAGUUGGGGGACCGCCGACAACGCAACGUGGUGAGCCGCAGCAUGGCGAAGACGAUGAUCUGCAGGAGGCUAUCCGGCUUUCUGUCCUCGAAAGCUCGCGCGGCAACGAGCAAGAGGAUAAACAGGUCGAGGAGGCCAUCAAAGCCAGCAUGGCCGACGUCCAGCGUAAGCGCGGCCAAGAACAUCCCUCCGGUGUCGAUCUCGCCGAGGAUCCAGAACUGGAACGGGCUCUCGCGCGCUCUUUGGCCGAGCAAAGAGGACUCCAGCAGUUCAGCGGUGGGAGCAGCGGUAUGGCCGCCGUAGACGCUAGUGCGAACCGCCAAGAGAUCUUGCAGAGCCAACAGCGUGUCGAGCAGCAGAGGAAGAACAAGGGGAGGCAAGAGGAGAGUUUGAGGGAGGUUGGGGUUGAGGCGGAGGCUGAUGCGGGACAUCUUGAGGGUACGACGAAGGAGGCUCAUGCACAGAGUACUGGGGUCGGGGGAGGGGAUGCGAAGACGGACCAGGAGAGGAGUGAGGAGGAGAUUGUGAUGCAGUAUGUGAAGAAGCAGAGUCUGCUUGAGGAGAGGCAUCGACAGGGUGGUGGGGGCGGAUCGUCGUCUUCUGCGGCGAAGUAG